Sinocyclocheilus grahami is the source of this 1272-nucleotide messenger RNA. RefSeq names its product growth hormone receptor-like. Gene Ontology annotation, biological process: cytokine-mediated signaling pathway. The coding region runs from base 80 to 1183 and encodes 367 amino acids. Gene Ontology annotation, molecular function: protein binding; cytokine receptor activity. The record is from RefSeq and is a predicted model, not a curated record. The transcript is spliced from 5 exons. NCBI's taxonomy places the organism in Eukaryota, Metazoa, Chordata, Actinopteri, Cypriniformes, Cyprinidae. Gene Ontology annotation, cellular component: external side of plasma membrane.
AGUUUGUCUUCAUGAACUUUCCUGUUCUAGGUUUCUCAUGAGGUUUGCUAGAGAUCAUCAUCAGCUCUGAUAUUUUGUCAUGUUUGUUAAUGAGUCUCAUGUGCUUCCAUCUCCAGUGAAGAUCGACCCACCCUUUAACUUGACAUACAUCAUGCUGAACGAGAGCGUCAGUGAAUCCGGGCGCAGUAUUUUGUUGUCAUGGUUGUAUCCAGUUGCAUCUCAAGUGCGUGAAGGAUGGAUUACACUCAUCUACGAGCUACGCUAUAGACAUCUCGCUCAGCCAGACAACUGGAGGGUGAAAGAGCGUUUGCGUGAGCCUCAUGUGGAAUUGUUGGAUCUGCCAGUUGGAACGUAUGAGUUCAUGGUCCGCUGUCGCUCCACCAACAGCAAACACUGGAGCACAUGGAGCGAGUCCAUCAACAUCACCAUAAGCGGCAGACCUCUGUCCGAUCGGAAGUUGGCCUUCAUCCUUGUGACCAGCAUUGCCAUUAUGGCCUUCCUCAUAAUUGGUUUUGGGAUCGUCCCACGAGGCAAGAGAAUUAAAUCAUUCCUCCUGCCACCGAUUCCCAAACCGCGCAUUCGAGGGCUUGAACCUGUUCUGCUGAAGAAGGGGCAGAUUGACGAGAUCAAUCGUCAUUUCUCCAGUUUUCACGGCUAUAAGUCGCCACAGUACUGCAUGGAGAUGUGGUACCAGGUGAGCGUGGACAUGUGUCCGUCUGCGAUGCCCAACAGCGUCCCGUCUCAAUAUAAACACGAGGAUGCACCGAUCGCACAGCACGUCACCUGGCCUGAUGGACAACAGUCUGUUCAGACGAGCUGCAAUCCUGCGCCUUACUGUUGUGGCCCCGCUUCCUAUUGCGAGGGAGCCACGCCCCCUCCAAAUGCUGGCCACGCCCGCCCUGAGCUUGUGUCCAUCCCAGGCAUGGACUACAGCAUGAUUCUAAACUCGGCCCCUGCACCACCGAUGACUCAGGACUUCUACACAUGUGUGAAUGGCGUGACGCCUGGCGGAGCUCUGCAUCUGGUGCCCUGCCUGCCUGACAUGCUGAAAAACACGCCCUACCUGCAGAUUAAAGAGGGAGCAGAUGAUGGCAUGGACAAGAGCACGCUGUUGAGCACGAGCGAAUCAGACCCAAGCGAAGCUGCUGUGCAUUUGCUACCUCAUUCAUCAGACAAGAACUGAGCACAAAUCAGCAAAUGCUCCAGUGUCCGGUAAUGCACAUGCGAUGUACAAUCACAUGCCUCAUACACAUACAUUAACACAGCCCAGGA